This is a messenger RNA of Labrus bergylta (ballan wrasse), 2139 nucleotides long. The record is from RefSeq and is a predicted model, not a curated record. NCBI's taxonomy places the organism in Eukaryota, Metazoa, Chordata, Actinopteri, Labriformes, Labridae.
CACAACGUACACGAUGACAACAACUUUGUGUUUUGCUCUUUCCUUCAGGAGGUUCAGUCGAGACAGGAAGUUGCAACGAUAGGCUCACCUUCACCAACACUUCCUGCUGCUGUCAGCUCUCCCGGUGUCGGUGUGGACCGUCACUCCCAUGAUGCCUUGCUGGCGGAGGUGGCGAGGUUAGAGGCGGCUCUGGAGGACGUGAGGCGGGACGUGGAGGGUCUGUCUGCGUGUGGCGGCUGCAGAGAGAUCGUCAGAAUCCAGCAGACGGUCUCUGCUCAGGUCUCCUCUCAGGUCCGUGAGGAGGUUCGGUCUCUGGUCUACGGUAACGGGCUGGCGUUGAGGGGCGGGGCCUCUGCAGACCUGCCCGUGUCUCUCCUGCAGUGGCUCUCUCAGCAGUACGUCAGCGAGGCCGACCUGCAGGGGGCGCUGGCCUCUCUGGAGCUGAGCAUCCUGCAGAACAUCAGCCUGCAGCUGAAACGGCGCGGCAGUGACGACACGCUCAGAGAGACCGUCCUGAACGCCGCUGGGGCCGCCGUGACCGAGGAGGACGUCAAUGUGAUCGUGACGAACGCUCUGCGGCUGUUUUCUCAGGACAGAACCGGCCUCGCCGACUACGCUCUGGAGUCUGGAGGGGGCAGCAUCCUGAGCACCCGCUGCUCUCAGACCUACGAGACGAAGGCCGCUCUGCUCAGCCUGUUCGGAGUUCCUCUCUGGUAUUUCUCUCAGUCUCCACGAGUCGUUAUCCAGCCAGAUGUUCAUCCAGGUAACUGCUGGGCCUUCAGAGGGUCUGCGGGCUUCCUGGUGAUCCGGCUCUCCAUGGGGGUCGUCCCAACCGCCUUCUCCCUCGAACACAUCCCUAAAGCCCUGGCGCCGAGCGGGACGCUACGUAGCGCCCCCCGAGACUUCAGCGUCUACGGUCUGGACGAUGAAGUUCAGGAGAGAGGGAAGCUGCUGGGAAAGUACACGUACGAUGAAGACGGAGAAUCCCUGCAGAGUUUUCCUGUUUCUGAGGAGAACGAGCAGGUGUUCCAGAUCAUCGAGGUCCAGGUGUUGUCAAACUGGGGUCAUGAGGUGUACACGUGUCUGUACCGCUUCAGAGUGCACGGGACGCCGCAGCCGCCGCAGCCGCCGCAGCCGCAGACGUCUGACGAAGUCGCUGCAGAAAGCCAAUCUCAAUGACUCUAAAACAAAAAAAAAAAACUGUGGAGACGCAGAGAUGGAUGCGUUUGUUCACCUGCUGCUACCUGACCGACCUGUGCCUGACUGACCCCCCCCCUCAGGUCUCUGGUGGGGGGGGGAGGCGUCCUGCUCUCCUGUGGAGAGAGGAAGCAUCGGAUGUGAUGACAUAAUCCUGUUCAAAGUUAAUAUUUUUAUAUCAGUGUUGUUUUCUAAUCGCCGUUAAAGGUCCGUCAUGUUUUAGCCUUUUUUCUUUAUUUGGCACAUUCCUACACAGCUGUUUGACUCGCCGCACGUCUGCACGUUAAUGAAACUGAAUUAUUCCCCUCGUGUGUCCUCCUGGCUGUGAAGAGAGAGAGACUGGAUUUCUUCACUCCUUCCACUUGAAGACGGUUCAGUCACUGCUGCAGCUGAAGAAUUUAACAGAUUCACCAAAAAUCCUCAGUUUUCGUUUAUUUUUUAAAUUCUUUGUCGAUAAAUUCCUCUUCCUGUGUCAGCAUGCGAGUAUUUUUCAAGAUUAAUUUCCAAAGUUUUAACAGAUUCUAACAUUUUAUAUUUUGGAUGACUGAAGAGUGAAGUAAUCUCCACGGCAACAGUCUGACUCUUGAGUGUGCAUCGUCUCUCACAGUGGCAGACUUUCAAAGUGUCCUUAAACGCCCCAUCAGGCGGCGCCCGCUCACAGCUGUAGAAAUGUACACAAACCUUUAUUGACAAAUGAAUAAAAUGACUCGUGAAUACUUUUGCACUGAAGGACUCGGCUGCACUGACGUCUGUAAAACUUGCAUGUUAAUUUAUUUCUUCAGGUUACUGGAAGAUGAACUUAUUUUUAUAAUUCUUUACGGGAUGUUUUGAAAUGUGUUGGGAACACUUUUUUUUUAUGUGAUGUUUGUGUGUUUUUUUUUGUAUGUGAUUUCAAAGUGAAGAUAAUAAAGAUGAGAUAUUUGCAGUUUUUUAAUAACUGAA